This is a messenger RNA of Arabis nemorensis, 408 nucleotides long. NCBI's taxonomy places the organism in Eukaryota, Viridiplantae, Streptophyta, Magnoliopsida, Brassicales, Brassicaceae. The record is from the annotation of a GenBank genome assembly.
AUGGGUGGUUUUGUCUAUAACGUCCUUCCGUGUGCAAACAUUAUUUCACAGUUCUUUGAUAAUCGAGUCCCACUUGCAAACUUGCCUGCCACGUCAGACGAGUCUAGCCGGAAUGCAGAGGAUGAUGAGCGUAAGCGGAGAAGGAUGGUUUCGAACCGCGAGUCAGCUCGGAGAUCGCGUAUGCGCAAACGUCGACACUUGGACGAGCUGUGGUCCAUGCUUGUUCACCUCAUCAACGAGAACAAAUGUCUGGUUGAUGAGCUAAGUCGGGCUAGGGAGGGUUACGAGAAGGUUGUACAAGAAAACACAAAACUUCGAGAAGAAAAUUCCAAGUCGAGAAAGAUGAUUAGUGAGAUUGGGCUUAAUAGGUUUCUUGAUGUAGACAGCGAUCAGAUCUGGACCGCUUGA